UUCAAUGUUCAAACAAAUACUGACUUUUCUACAAAAAAGUAUUGUUAUUCUAUUUGCCCUGUGAGACAAAUUGUUGUAGUAUUGAAGUAUGAUUCAAAGAUGAAUCAACAAUGCAAAGUGUGUGGUGAGCCAGCAGCAGGAUUUCAUUUUGGAGCCUUUACUUGUGAAGGAUGCAAGUCUUUCUUCGGUCGCACAUACAAUAAUUUAUCAUCUAUAUCGGAAUGCAAAAACAAUGGAGAAUGUGUCAUCAACAAAAAGAAUCGUACAGCUUGCAAAGCAUGCCGUUUGCGAAAGUGUUUGGUAGUUGGAAUGUCAAAAAGUGGCUCGCGCUACGGCCGACGAUCUAACUGGUUCAAAAUACAUUGUCUGCUCCAAGAACAACAACAACAGCAGAAAACAUCCAACGCCAACAACAACAAUUCCAACACUACUAGUAAUGAAAAUAGCAGUAACAGUAUUAGCUAUCCGGUCUUGUCGAUUUCUAAUGGGUUACUUUCAAAUAGUUUUCUAUCGAAUUUUUGCAACAAUAAUUCUACAAAUGAAAACAAUAACGACAUUAUCAUUGGAUCCAUGAAUAACAACAACAACAAUAUGAUCAAAAACAAUAAUGCUAUAAAAAAAAACUUGAAACGUGCAUGCACUCCAAGUGACUCAGGUGCAUCUUCUGCCGAACCGGACGAUGGGGUAGAAGGUGUGAGGAGCAGCACAUUCAAAGAUACAUUCCUGGUUAAUGGAAGCUUGGAGGAUGGAUUGAAAUCUCCCGAACCUCAGUCAUCCGAAAAAAGCACUUGUACUCCUCCGUCUUCUUCUGUUCUACAAUCUUUACCAGAGACGUAUCGUCCUGUACUUUUGGAUCGUAUGUCCCCUUAUAUUCCAUCCAUUUUUCGAACAGAUGGAUCUCCGUUUUUUCCUGUAGCAUUUUCUAUUCCCCCCGUGUCCUUAGCAAUGCUUGCCUCCAGUCAUGCUGAAGUACAACUAUGUAAACGAGAUGAGCAAAACGAGCCCAUUGACCUGUCGAUGAAAUCUAAGUCACCAUAUAGAUCAUCCUCCGAUUCUCCUUUGCGGAUACACUAUAGUUCACCUUUGUCAGCAGAUUCAAAUGAAAACGAAAAUCUGCCAGUGUUCAAUAAAACGACUGUCAAAACUGUUCCUCUCGAUCUUUCAACACUAGAGCGUAGUAGAAGUCUCUCCGGGUGAAAUAUAUAAUCU
Messenger RNA from Anopheles nili, 1209 nucleotides. Its product is annotated as protein embryonic gonad. Gene Ontology annotation, biological process: regulation of DNA-templated transcription. NCBI's taxonomy places the organism in Eukaryota, Metazoa, Arthropoda, Insecta, Diptera, Culicidae. The transcript has 3 exons. The record is from RefSeq and is a predicted model, not a curated record. The coding region runs from base 100 to 1197 and encodes 365 amino acids. Gene Ontology annotation, molecular function: sequence-specific DNA binding; DNA-binding transcription factor activity; zinc ion binding.